Fusarium musae is the source of this 525-nucleotide messenger RNA. RefSeq lists its product as uncharacterized. The transcript is spliced from 3 exons. The record is from RefSeq and is a predicted model, not a curated record. Bases 1 to 525 code for a protein of 174 amino acids. Lineage: Eukaryota; Fungi; Ascomycota; Sordariomycetes; Hypocreales; Nectriaceae.
AUGUCUUCUCAACUUCAGGACGUUGCUACCGUUGCGACCCCCCUCGCCAAGCAAGACAUCGUUUUCCAUGUCCAGGCCGACUUCACCAUCGCCUACUGGUCUAGCAAGAAACAAGACGAGAACCUGCGUGAGCAGUAUGACACUGCGAACCUGAAGGUCAGCGGGAACUACAUCAAGGUCAACCCGGAGCUGCCUAUUCUUGCUGCUGUUGCGUAUGAGAAUAGUGGCCAGGAUGUCGUCCGUGUUUUUUACGUCGGCCAAGACUUUACCCUUCGUGAACUUCGUCGUGUUGGUGAACCCGGAUCCAAGUGGUAUGAUGGCGAGUCCUUGAACAGCAAGGAGUGGGACAUUGAUUCGAAGAGCGGCCUGACUGCAAACAUAGUCAAGACAGGCAGCAUGGCUCAGCUCAAGGUCUUCUACCAGAAGAAGCCCAAUAAGCUUAGCGUUGCCUACAGUGUCCUGAACUUUGUCCAGGACUGGGAGGCCCGUGACGACUGGUCCAACCGCGCUAAUGUCACCAACUGA